AUGGCACAGCCCUCUACCAUGAUUUUUAAUGCUGUUGAGGGAAAUAAAAGCAUUAAAUUCUUUUUAAAAAUUCUUAGAGAGUUCCCGCUGUUUCUGCCCCAGAACCGGGCGAAAACUGUGUAUGAGGGAUUCAUUUCGGCUCAGGGGAAAGACUUCCACCUUAGAAUAGUGUUGCCUGAAGAUUUACAAGUGAAGAAUGCAAGAUUACUAUGCAGUUGGCAGUUGAAAGCUAUACUUAAUGGAUACCAUCAAAUAGUCCAACAGAGAAUGCAGCACUCUGCUGAUCUAAUGAGUUUUAUGAUGGAGUUGAAGAUGAUUUUGGAAGUUGCUUUAAGGAAUAGACAAGAGUUAUGCGCACUACCUCCUCCUCCCCAGUUCUAUUCAAGCCUUAUUGAAGAGAUAGGAACUCUUGGUUGGGAAUAUCCCGCAGAAUCACCAGAUUGUUUUGUGGAUUUUCCUGUUCCAUUUUCUAUUUCCUGGACACCACAGGGCUCCUUAAUAAGCAUUCAUAGUCAGUUUUUGGCAGCGUUAGAAUCACUGAAGGCAUUCUGGGAUGUUAUGGAUGAAAUUGAUGAGAAGACCUGGGUACUUGAGCCAGAAAAACCUACCCGGAGUGCAACAACACGCAGAAUUGCAUUAGGAAAUAAUGCUUCCAUAAAUAUAGAAGUGGACCCCAGGCAUCCUACUAUGCUUCCUGAAUGCUGCUUUCUUGGAGCUGACCAUGUGGUAAAACCCCUGGGAAUUAAGCUGAGCAGGAACAUACAUUUGUGGGAUCCAGAAAACAGUCUAUUACAAAAUCUGAAAGAUGUUUUAGAAAUUGAUUUCCCAGCUCGUGGUAUCCUGGAAAAAUCUGAUUUUACUAUGGAUUGUGGAAUUUGUUAUGCCUAUCAACUUGAUGGUACCAUUCCUGAUCAAGUGUGUGGUAAUCCCCAGUGUGGACAGCCUUUUCAUCAAAUAUGCUUAUAUGAGUGGUUGAGAGGACUACUCACUAGUAGACAGAGUUUUAAUAUCAUCUUUGGUGAAUGUCCAUACUGUAGUAAGCCAAUUACCUUGAAAAUGUCUGGAAGGAAACCCUGAAAUAAGCAUUUCUAUGAAGAAGUAGAAACUUUAUUAAAAGGAUUUUAUUUGAUAUCUUCAGAGAAUACAUAAAGCAAGACAUACUAAUAUCAAAAGGAAAACUAUGAUGACGCCAUAAUAAUAUACAUCUGCCUUUGCCUCUUCACUAAGAGUAAACUGGGAAAUUGUAGGCCAGAGUCCUGUAGAACUUUCUAAGUCUGUGACCCCUGUACCAAUUGGGGAAGUAUGUGUGUACCAAGGAGGAGACCUUGACUUGCUGAUUACAUCUGAAUUGGUAAAAUCUUGAUAGGGCUCAUAAAAUGAAUUUGGGAAUUGCACAUAGCUAGAUUUUUGGGGAAAACUGUUUAUUUCAUUCAGAAGUUCUGAAGACUCACAAUAUUUUUGUCUUCUCUUUCUGCCUUCCUAUGGAAAAAAAUACA
Molecule: messenger RNA, 1496 nt
Organism: Marmota monax (woodchuck)
Lineage: Eukaryota; Metazoa; Chordata; Mammalia; Rodentia; Sciuridae
Product: E3 ubiquitin-protein ligase FANCL-like
Biological process (GO): interstrand cross-link repair; protein monoubiquitination
Cellular component (GO): nucleus; Fanconi anaemia nuclear complex
Molecular function (GO): ubiquitin protein ligase activity
Source: RefSeq, a predicted model, not a curated record